AUGGAAAAUUUAUCUAUUCCUACGUUAAGAGUACUAUAUAAACAUUACGUGAACUGGGUCAGUGCACAUCCAGAACGAACAACAGAUCUAGAAGCUUCAAUAAAGUGGAUAUCAUACUUUUUAGCUGGUCGAAUCAACAACUCGACAUUACUAUCUGAGCUCAUAUAUUCCAUGUCCAACUUCAUGAUGUUAUUUAAUGAUCAAAUUAUACUAAGUACUGCCAAACCUAACUCUGUAACAGUCGACAAUAAAGGAAAGAAAAAAAUAUUUAGCUCCGAAAAUAUCAAGCGUUUCAUUACCACGGUGGAUUAUGUUGAAGUAUUUGUAGAAAUAUCUGCUAAAAAAUUAUGGGGCACCAAAGGACGAUGGAUUAUUAUUGUACUUUUGCAGACCGUAAAGUAA
This is a messenger RNA of Macrosiphum euphorbiae (potato aphid), 402 nucleotides long. Lineage: Eukaryota; Metazoa; Arthropoda; Insecta; Hemiptera; Aphididae. The record is from the annotation of a GenBank genome assembly.